Tigriopus californicus is the source of this 1875-nucleotide messenger RNA. RefSeq names its product methionine aminopeptidase 1D, mitochondrial-like. NCBI's taxonomy places the organism in Eukaryota, Metazoa, Arthropoda, Copepoda, Harpacticoida, Harpacticidae. Gene Ontology annotation, molecular function: metalloaminopeptidase activity. The transcript has a single exon. Gene Ontology annotation, biological process: proteolysis. Bases 127 to 1071 code for a protein of 314 amino acids. The record is from RefSeq and is a predicted model, not a curated record.
UCAUUCUGCCAACCCACGUUGCUUUUAGAGUAUGCAAACCUCUCCAGCUGAUCUGGCCCAAGAGGUCGAUCCAAACGGAGCUGUUGCAUCGCUGUCCAUCGCUCUCAAGGUGACUUGUCUUAUCCAAUGUACAAGUCGGGGAUCCUCAGGGUCUUUGCCCGAGGAUGGACUGGGUCUCGGGGCUUCUUUGGAGGUCAAGGGCCUUCGUCCAAGUCCUACGAUGUGAUCAAGCCGCAACAAGUGACCCCUCAAAUCUCACCGGAUACCUUUCCCAAAGAUAUUGUAUGCCCUGCUUAUGCUAGAACCGGAAUUCCGGAUCCGGCUCCUGCUCAGCCUGAAAUUCAUACUCAAGCGUCGAUUCAAGGUAUUCGAGCGGCGUGUCAGUUGGCUCGCCGAGUGUUGGAUGAGGUGGGUUCCCGGGUUAAACCCGGUUUGACCACGGAUGACUUGGAUCAGAUCGUACUCGAGCUGUGUAUGACCCACCGGGCGUAUCCGUCCCCUUUGAACUAUAAGGGCUUCCCCAAAUGUGUGUGCACAAGUGUGAACAAUGUGACAUGUCAUGGCAUCCCAGACAAUCGGAGUUUAGUCCCAGGGGACGUGAUUAACAUCGAUAUCACCGUCUUUACCGGCGGCUUUCACGGCGAUUGCUCCGAGACCUACACAGUAGGUAAGGUGGAUGAACCGGCUCAAAAGUUGAUUGAAUCCACCCGUGGCGCUUUAAUGGCUGCCAUUGAGGGCGUCACACCCGGUCAACCUAUUCAUCGGAUUGGGUCGGUUAUUUCCGAGUUCGUGACGCACACGCCUUAUACCGUGGUGCCGGCUUUUAUCGGCCAUGGAAUUGGCAGCUACUUUCACGGACCACCCGAUAUCUAUCAUGUGCCCAAUCGCUAUCCCGGAGUCCUGACCCCGGGGAUGAUAUUUACCAUUGAACCCAUUCUAUCUGAAGGAACCCACGAAUUGAUCCUUUUAGAGGACGAGUGGACGGCUGUGAGUGCGGAUGAUUCCCGAUCUGCCCAAUUCGAACACACUGUACUAGUCGGGAAAGAGCGCCUUGAAAUUUUGACAGAAUAGAAUAUGUAUUACCAUAAUUUAUUGGAUUGAAGGUCGUCGAAAAACGCUUCCACUGAUGAGCGAUCCUCCAAAUCUAGAUUGAUAAAGUUUUCGGCCAGGCUUUCGCACAGCUGGAAAUUGUAAAUCAAGGGUGCAGCUUUGAUGGGCGUGCCUUCGGCCACACAAUUAGCGAUCUCACGACUUCGCCGGACAAUUCUCUCCUCAAUACCGGCGUCUCUAGCCACGUAACAAGCCAUGGAUGAGGAACAAAGGCCGGGUUUAAGGCGGUAUAAAUACACCAAUCGAUCGUUUUCAUCCAUCUUGUGGUCAAAGGUGAAAAAGUGAAACUUCGACACGUCUUGAAGGCAGCUCUUGAUGCUCUGGAAAUGCGUCGUGACCAAAAGGAAAGGAUUUUGGGUCGCGAGAUGGUCUAAAGUGGCCGCCAAAAGCGCUAGUCCGUCAGUUUCCGAGGUCCCUUUGCCGAAUUCAUCCACCAAAAUAAGAGAAUUGGGUGUGGCGGACCUCAAGCAGAGUGACAUUUGAUUCACGUCCACCAUGAAGGAAGACAAUCCCAGGGAGAUGGAUUCGACUGUUUGAAUGCGUGAGUAGAUUCGGUCCAUCAGAGGGAUCACGGCUUGGUCCGCGGGUACAUAGCUGCCCAUAUGAGCCAAGUAGACGAUGAGUCCAAUCUGCUUGAGAUACACGCUCUUGCCGCAAGCGUUCGGUCCCGUGAGAAUCAUCGCCCUAACCUUUGACAAACAAUGAGGAACUACCAUUAUUGUAAAAGUAUUUAUUGAAUUUAAUGAUAAAGGUACUUACUUUAGA